Besnoitia besnoiti is the source of this 3468-nucleotide messenger RNA. RefSeq names its product putative translation initiation factor IF-2. Gene Ontology annotation, molecular function: GTP binding; translation initiation factor activity; GTPase activity. The record is from RefSeq and is a predicted model, not a curated record. The transcript has 16 exons. NCBI's taxonomy places the organism in Eukaryota, Apicomplexa, Conoidasida, Eucoccidiorida, Sarcocystidae. The coding region runs from base 1 to 3468 and encodes 1155 amino acids.
AUGGCGCCAAAGAAGAAGGGCGGCCGCGCCGGCCGGAAAGGAGCCCAGUCAAGCGAUGAUGAGGUGGUCUCAAAGAAACCGAUUCCAGAAAUCGAUCCGGUCGCCGCGGCGAGCUCUAGCGAAGAGGAGUCGAGCAGCGACGAAGACGUCGCCCCGCGAGGCCGCAGAGGGGCGAGUCGCUUUGCCAUGGCGAUCUCGAGUAGCGACAGCGACUCUGAGAGUGCGUCUGACAGCGACAGUGAGAGCGACAGCGACAACUCUGGCUCCAGCAGUGAAGACGAGGAAGCCCCGAAGAAGGGUCGCGGCGGCCGCAAGGCGCUUUCUUCGUCCUCCUCUUCAGAGAGCGAAGAAUGCGAGUCAGACUCCAGCGAGGAGGAAGCUCCGCGCAAGAACGACAAAGCGGGCAAGGCUCGAGCCAAACGUAAAGACGAGUUUGACGAGUCUGAAGAGGAGGAGGACAUCAAAAAACCUCAGCCGCGGGGAAAAGCUGCGCCGAAGAAAGCUCAGGCCAAAGGCAAGAAGGGCAAGCAGCAGGACGAUGAAGACCUCGACGCGCUGCUGGAGGAUGCCAGCGGCGCGACGGCGGCGGCUCCUGAGAAGCCUGAGCCGAAGGCCGCGUCGGCGCGUGCUUGCAAAAAGGGGAAGAAGAAGGACGACGAUGAGCUCGACGCGCUUCUCGCAGAACUCGAGACGCCGAAGGGGAAGGCGUCGUCGCCUGCCGUGCCGGCUGCUCCCGCGAAGACGCCUGCAGCAGAGGAGAAGAAGGAAGUGUCGCCUGCGGCUAAGGGCUCGGACGACGAGGACGAGAGCCCCGCAGCCGGCGGUUCCCCAGCGGCUGGCGGCCUGACAAAGAAUCAGCUAAAGAAGCAGAAGAAGAAGCAGGCCGCGCAGAAGAAGGUCGCGCAGAAGCAGAAGGAGGAGAGCGACGAAGAGACCAAGCCUGCGCCGGCGGCGAAGAAAGGCCCCAUGAGCGCCGCCGCCCGCGCGGCUCAGGAGCGUCUCCGUCUGCUCAAAGAAGAGGAGGAACGACAGAAGAAGGAAGAAGAGGAGCGGAAGCGCGUUGAAGAAGAAGAAAGGAAAAAGCAAGAAGAGGCUGAGCGGAAGCGGCAAGAGGAGCGCGCGCUGAAGGAACAGCGAAAAGCCGAGAGGAAGCAGCGCCUGAAGGAGGAAGGGAAGCUGUUGAGCGCGAAGGAGAAGAAGGAGCGCGAGAAGCAGAAGGCGUUCCUGCGGCAGCUGCAGCAGCAGGGCGUCGUCCUCGGCGAUGAAGAGGAAGCACCCGAGGAGGCAAAGAAGGAGAAGAAGACGUCGCGCGCCGUCGCAGACAAGAAGAAAAAGAAAAGAGAGAAGGUGGAGCAGCAGGAGGAUGAGGAGGCCAUGGCUGUGCGCAAGCGCGAGGAGGAAGAACGCAAACGCAGAGAAGAGGAAGAGAGAAAGAAGGAAGAAAAAGCGGCGGAUAACUGGGAGGAGUUGCUGGAUGACCUCGACGAGAAGGACGAGGUAGCGGACAAAGAAGAUCAGAUCGCCGCAAAGGAACAGAAGAACAAGAAGGGCGCGGUGAACGCGCGACAGCGCGCAGCGAUGGAAGCUGCGGCCGCGGCGGAAGCCGCCGCGGCGCAGGAGAAGGAGGAGGCGAGGAAGGCGGCGGAAGAGAAGAAGAAGAAGGAAGUCGAGCUGCGUUCCCCCAUUGUCUGCAUUCUCGGGCACGUCGAUACAGGCAAGACGAAGCUGCUCGACAAGAUCCGCCACACGAACGUGCAGGACAACGAGGCUGGAGGUAUCACCCAGCAGAUUGGUGCGACGUACUUCCCUCCUGAGGCUCUCAGCGAGCAGUGCAAGAAGUUCAACAAGGACAACUUGCGUCUGCCGGGGUUGCUCAUCAUCGACACUCCCGGGCACUCGUCGUUCACGAAUCUGCGCGCGCGCGGGUCGUCGCUGUGCGACUUGGCGAUUGUUGUAGUAGACAUCAUGCACGGGAUGGAGCAGCAGACGCGUGAGAGUCUGGAACUCCUAAAGCAGAAAAAGUGCCCGUUCAUCAUCGCGCUGAACAAAAUCGACAGACUCUACGGCUGGAAGAGCAUCCCCUGGCAACACGACAUUCCGAAGCACCUCGAGGCGCAGGGCAGCGGCACGCGAGACGAGUUCGACAGACGCGCCGGCGAGGCGAUCACGCAACUUCAAGAGGAAGGCUUUAACUGCCGGCUGUAUUGGCAGAAUGAGGACGUGCGGAAGAACGUCUCCGUAGUUCCCACCUCGGCCGUGACGGGCGAGGGCAUUCCCGACUUGCUCAACCUCGUCGUUCAAGUCAACGAGACACUCAUGCAGCGCACCAUCGCCAAAGAGGCGGUCGACAGCAGGCUCGCCCGCGGCGAGCGGCAGCUGCAGUGCACCAUCCUCGAAGUCAAAGCGAUCGAUGGUCUGGGGACGACGAUCGACGUCAUCCUCGUGCACGGGACGCUCUACGAAGGCGACCGCAUCGUCGUCUGCGGCAUGAACGGUCCAGUUGUGACGACGAUUCGCGCGCUGCUCACGCCCCAGCCGCUGAAGGAACUCCGCGUGAAGGGCGAGUACAUCCAGCACUCCUUCAUCCAGGCCGCCAUGGGUAUCAAAAUCGCCGCUCCGAACUUGGAAGAAGCCGUCGCCGGGACGAGUGUGUUUGUCGUGGAGGAAGACGACGACAUCGAGGAGCUGAAGGAGGAUGUGAUGAGCGAUAUGGGCUCGAUCUUCAAAUCCGUCGACCGCAGCGGCAGCGGCGUCUAUGUGAUGGCGAGCACCCUGGGAAGUUUGGAGGCACUUCUCGUGUUCUUGCAAGAGAGCAAAAUCCCCGUCUUCGGCGUCAACAUCGGCACCGUGCAAAAGAAGGACGUGAAGAAGGCAAGCAUCAUGAGAGAGAAGGGCCGACCCGACUACUCCGUUAUUCUUGCCUUCAACGUCAAGGUCGACCCUGAAGCGGAGAAGGAAGCCAAGGCGCUCGGCGUGAAGAUCAUGACAGCGGAAAUCAUCUACCACCUUUUCGACGAAUUCACUGCCUACUUCCAGAGCAUGAAGGAGGAGAAGAAGAAGGAAGUCGCUCAAGAAGCCAUUUUCCCCUGUAUUUUGGGCGUCCUCCCGCAGUAUAUCUUCAACAAGAAAGAUCCGCUUAUCCUCGGUGUCGUUGUUGAAGAGGGCGUGCUCAAAGUCGGCACCCCGCUGUGCGUCCCAGAGAAGGGGGAUCUGCGCAUCGGCAGAGUUGUUUCUCUCGAGCUGAACAAGAAGGCAUGCGAGAAAGCUACAAAGGGUCAGGAGGUGUGUGUGAAGAUUGCCGGAGAACCGAACGUGAUGAUCGGACGGCACUUCGACGCGAAAAACAAAAUCGUCAGCCGCCUCACGCGAGACUCCAUCGACUGCCUCAAGGAGCACUUCAGGGACGAGAUGUCUAAGGACGACUGGAAGACGGUCAUUCACUUGAAGAAGAUCCUCGGCAUCCAGUAG